AUGUCAUCAAAUACAUCACCAGAACAUUUGUUAAAAAACCUUGACAACAAAAUUCUUGACCUGCUACAAAAAGCUUACAUCUUGGUCGGUCCCGCUGACGAAGAAAACCAGAAAGCUGGGUCGUUGCAGGAAAGACUGAGUCUUAGAUUAAAGCAAAUUUCUGUUGAGAGGGAACAACAAUCGGAAGAAUUGACCUUCGCGCGAACGAGUGGUAGGAGCGUAAGAGAAAAUUAUGUCACAAAGUGUUUGGAAAUUCUGGAGGAUUUGGAGUUGACUUUAAGAAGCGUCGAUGAGAUUAAAAGUGGUCAAGAGCUGGCCGAAAGCAAUAAAUUGCAAGAACCAGAUUCCUUGGGCGUACGAGACUUGAGGCUUGUUCACACGAUGCUGGAGAUCGUAGUCAGUUGGGGCAUAUACCCUUGCCUUCUUCCGGGAGUCGGAAUUCCAAUUUCACACAGAACUCGAUCCGGGUACAUCCAGAACGAAUUUUUUGAGAAAAUGACAAGUGACGACGACGAUAGUGCAGCAUUCGACGAUCCACUGCAAAAAUCAAGAUGGUUAUUCAGAAUAUCAAGAUCAUUAACAAGCAUCGUAUUCCCAUCAUCGAGCAAAUCAAUUUCGUGUACCUCGGUUUCGUCCACCAUAUAUAGAAAGCAUGUCACAGAUAUUUAUGCUGCAUUGUUGCAAUUGGCCUAUGGACCGAUUUUAUCGAGCAAUGGACAGCAGGAGUUGAAACGACGUGAGGCAAAGCGGCAAUUGAUAACUGUGUUGAGCAAUGAAAACAGGGAGGACGUGGUGGUUGGUGAUAAAACACCCAGGGACAUUGAACUGGAGGAAAUACGCAAAGACUGCAUAUCAACAUUCAGAGAAAUUUUCGAAAGAUCGGACUCUUUUCAGUCUCUGGAGGCUUUGACCACUCUUUUGGCGUCAUCGCCAUCGCAUCAACCACCAAAAUGGUUGAAGAAUGCUUGCGGGAGGUAUUUAACCCGAGUUUUAUUGAGACCAAGCGGCGUGAAGGAUGUCAUUGAAUUUAUGAUUGGAGGGGAUGGCGAAGCAAGUUUGUCCAAGGUCGAGGCCAUAUCCCAAUUGGUACUUUCCGUUCCUAAUACCGCGAAAUCCAACGAGGCAUAUUUUUCCAUAAUAUGUCCACAGUUGCUGUCCAUAGUUCAAUCAGAUUCAACUUUACUACCAAACUCUAACGCAAAGUUGGCACCACCAAUUGUCAAUGUUGCAUCCUUAAUAAUCGCAAGAAUGUUUAGCAAAUUUCCCAUGAUCACAAAACAAUUCAUAAUUACCAGAAUAUUUGGUGCAUUGUGGCAAUGGUGGGGCAUAACGUUGGAGAAAAAGAAUCAAAUUUCACGGAACUACAAUCCCGCCACAGACCUUGAUCCAUUGAUAAUGGAUGAACAAACAUUACAAUCCACCAUUACGGUGAUACAUCGCCUAUUAGUCGGAAGUGAGCCGAUACCCGAUCUACUACAAUUCUUCUUGCAAGACUCUGUUGCGCCAUUAUAUUACUUGUAUUCAUUCACGUGCACAUCAAAAUCCUUCUUGAAAGAUAUUGUAAUGGAUAUCUUAUUGACAUAUUUUAAAAUUGUGUCGGUCAGCGAAGGUGUCGAAACAUUCAAGGAAAUAGUGUUUAGGAAAAAUAAAAGAUUGAGACCCCCUGAUGUCGGGGAAGUUGGGGAGGUCUAUUUCUCGCCUGGACCUUCCGGAGGUGCCGUCAUGAGAUCACGAAUGACCGCAGCCAAUUCUCCGGUCACCGCAACCACACUAGAUGUCAACCUAUUCAUCGAUUUCGUGAAAUCUAUAUCAAGGAACGAGUUGUCUGGAGAUCUCUUUAUGUAUCUUCUAACGGAAUACACAUCAUCACGUUCCGUUCGACUACAAGAGUCGAAUCCCAGGCGGUAA
This is a messenger RNA of Acaulospora colombiana, 1908 nucleotides long. The record is from the annotation of a GenBank genome assembly. NCBI's taxonomy places the organism in Eukaryota, Fungi, Glomeromycota, Glomeromycetes, Diversisporales, Acaulosporaceae.